AUGCAUAUGGAUGUUGCAGCGAGGAGAGGAGAUUGCAUCGCGUCGAGGAAGUGUGGAAUCGAAUGCAGAUCGGCUCCACCUGAGCUGUCAGUUGGGAGGGUUUUCAGGAAGAAGUUCCUGCAGUACAUGAAUGACUCAGAAACGGAACAUCCAGUUCGAAGGGAACUGAAGAAGGCUAUGUAUCAUUGGGUCCUGAGGUGGCAAAGGAUAGAUAAUGCUUGUAACUCAAUAAAAGAACUGUCGGCAAACUGUUGGGGCAAUUACAUUUUCUGUGAUGGGAAUGAGAACAUGAACCCCAAGGCCGGAUACAUUUCUGUUCUUGGUUCCAUUUUAGAGGAGUCAAGAGCUGAUUUACGACUGAACUCUGAAGUUUCCAGCAUAAAUUACGCAACAGAGGUUGUAGUUAAGAAUGGUUCUCUCUUUCGUCCUGAUGGCUGCACAUUGCCGGUGAUUGUGAAGUGUAGAGAUGGAAGAGAGUUUGAGGCAGAGCACGUCAUGGUAACCCCAUCUAUAGGCUACUUGAAAGCCCACCCUAACCUCUUCUCACCUCCACUUCCUCAGGGAUUGCAGAAAGCCAUUACAUCCACUGGUUUUGGAACAAUAGACAAGAUCUUUUUGGAGUAUGAGCAGCCCUGGUGGCCCGAAGACUGUGAAGGUAUUCAGAUAGUGUGGACUAAAGAUAUUCCAGACUUUGAUAAAGUUGUGCAGAGGUCACAACUGGUUGAUGGCACUGUGGAAGAGAUGAAGCAGUUCUGGGUGCGUGCCAUCUCUGGGUUUGAUCCAGUGUUCAACCAGAAAGCCAUGCUGUGUGGCUGGAUUGGUGGGGCUGAGGCAGAGUACAUGGAGAAGCUGUCUGAGAGGGAGGUGGGCGAGGCUUGCACACAGCUGCUACGCCGUUUCCUUGGAAGGAGUGAUAUCCCAAAUCCCAAAAGGGUAUUCAGAUCUCAGUGGGCGACUGACCCCUUCUUCAGAGGAUCCUACUGUUACCAUAGCUUGGGGUGCGAGUGCCUUAAAGAGGACAAGGAGGAGAACCAUCUGAAUACUCCAGUGUGUGCUGGGAUGAGCGAUGGUCACAAGGUUCCUGUGUUGGUGCUAGCUGGAGAAGCUAAUAGCAAAUGCUACUAUUCUACUGUCCAUGGAGCUCUACAGAGUGGUAUGAAACAAAUUUCCCAUUACAUCCAAAGUACCACAAGAUCUCAGUGGGCGACUGACCCCUUCUUCAGAGGAUCCUACUGUUACCAUAGCUUGGGGUGCGAGUGCCUUAAAGAGGACAAGGAGGAGAACCAUCUGAAUACUCCAGUGUGUGCUGGGAUGAGCGAUGGUCAGAAGGUUCCUGUGUUGGUGCUAGCUGGAGAAGCUAAUAGCAAAUGCUACUAUUCUACUGUCCAUGGAGCUCUACAGAGUGGUAAUGAAACAAAUUUCCCAUUACAUCCAAAAGUACCACAAGUCCACCAAACAGGUAUAUCUUUAUGGGCUGCAUCUGUAGGGAUGACACCCGCGGUAUCGGUGCUAUGCUGCCAUAGCAUCAUAGUAGAUGCCACCCAUGAACAAGGGGAUCUACAGAUUUUCACCUUUCAUAUACACAUCAACACAGUCUGGUUGUUAUAUUAA
Messenger RNA from Penaeus indicus, 1611 nucleotides. Its product is annotated as spermine oxidase-like. The record is from RefSeq and is a predicted model, not a curated record. Gene Ontology annotation, molecular function: polyamine oxidase activity. The coding region runs from base 1 to 1611 and encodes 536 amino acids. NCBI's taxonomy places the organism in Eukaryota, Metazoa, Arthropoda, Malacostraca, Decapoda, Penaeidae. The transcript has 13 exons.